GCACCACUACGUCAAGCCAUGACGUAAAGACGCAUAGCGUUUUGACUCAGAGCUGGCACAUGUUAACGUAAUGUAGAAGAGGUGAUCAUCAUGGCUUGGAAGUCGAAGACCCGUAGUCUACAGGUGUUUGACACGGAGCUGAGCGCUGACACAGUGGAGUGGUGUCCUGUUCCAGACAGCCAUGACAUCCUGGCUUGCGGGACAUAUCAGCUGCAGAAAGGGGGGGGAGAAGCGAAUGGCACCCCCAGCCGGACCGGUCGCCUGUAUCUUUUUGAAUUUCAGCGAGAUGGAGCGAUGGGCCCUCCGCUUGCUGAGCUACAGCGCAUGGACAUGGCAGCUAUUUUAGAUAUGAAAUGGUGCCACGUGACUCUAUGUGAGAGGCCAGUGCUGGGAGUAGCAGCUGCUACGGGGGAGCUGCAGCUGUACAGACUGUCAGAUAGCCAGGAAGGCGGGCGCAGUCUGCAGACUCUGUGCAGUUCAGAGGUUGGAGCAGAGCGGCUGGCUUUGUCAUUAGACUGGUCCACAGGAAGAAUGGACAGCAGUGACAUGCGAGUGACUUGCAGCGACUCUGCAGGCUGUGUGAGUGUGUUCUCCCCGGCCGACGGUGCUCUGAUGGCUCUGUCUCACUGGAAGGCCCACGACUUCGAGGCCUGGAUCACAGCCUUCUCCUACUGGGACACGCAGCUGGUUUAUUCUGGUGGCGAUGACUGCAAACUCAAAGGCUGGGACCUCAGAGUUGAUCCCGUCAGCCCUGCUUUCACCAGUAAAAGGCACUCAAUGGGCGUGUGCAGCAUUCACAGCAACCCCCACCGGGAGCACAUCCUGGCUACAGGCAGUUAUGAUGAGCAGGUUUUGCUGUGGGAUGGCAGGAACAUGCGGCAGCCCCUCAGCGAGAGCCCGUUGGGUGGUGGGGUUUGGAGGCUGAAGUGGCAUCCAGCCAAUCCGCACCUGCUGCUCGCCGCCUGCAUGCACAAUGACUUCCACAUCCUUCACUGCCAGCAGGCUCUAGAGGGCAGUGGUGGAGCUUGUCCUGUUGUGGCCUCCUACAUCCUCCACAACUCCUUGGCGUAUGGAGCCGACUGGUGCAGGCUGUCCCUGGACAGUCCUGCUCCUUGCUCCCCUCCCAUCACAGAACCAAAGGAAAGCCUCGCAGAGAGCAGAGGACACUUACGGAUUCAGUACGAAUCUCCCACCGCCAGUUUUGACACUUCCUUGGAGGAUGAUACUGGACAAUACAUCCCAGAGGGACCUGCAACGCCCACAACCUCCCCUACUUCAGGCCCAGCUGUCAACCCUGACCAGGACGCUCCCUCGCUGUCCUGUCUGCUGGCUAGCUGCUCGUUCUAUGACCACAUGCUCCAUCUAUGGCGCUGGGAUUGGACUCCAGACGACACUCAAAAGGAAUCGAAUCUAUGCUGAUCGAGCUGCAGCAAUAUCUGAGAUGACACUAAAAAUAUUCUUUAUCAAAUUCCACCAUGUACCCGAGUAGAAUUUAUAGUUGAAAUACAACAUAGACAUGAUGCACUGUCAUUUCCUUCACUUUGUUUAUCCAAAAUGAGUCGUCAACCCUGGAUUAGCCUCACAGAAUAUACUAGUAAAAUCAUCUAUUUUAAUAAUGACAGUUUUUAUAUUCAACUGUUUAAAAUUCUUAUAUUCCUCUUUACUGUGGAAGCAAGAGCAACACAACUACCACCGCAUUAUGAAACAACUUAAGAAUGACCAGAUUUAACCGUACCCAUGCAGAAUGUGUAAAUGUGGCGACCAUCAGCCAUAAUGGACAUGUCUUCCUCUUUUACCUCCUCUGCCCUUCAGGGGGCUUUGUGCUCUUCAGGUCAAGUGUUAGACAUUUAAGUCUCUUUAAUUUUAAUAAAUGUUUAAGUGUG
Molecule: messenger RNA, 1883 nt
Organism: Melanotaenia boesemani (Boeseman's rainbowfish)
Lineage: Eukaryota; Metazoa; Chordata; Actinopteri; Atheriniformes; Melanotaeniidae
Gene: dph7
Product: diphthamide biosynthesis 7
Exons: 10
Coding region: 91-1419 (442 amino acids)
Molecular function (GO): protein binding
Source: RefSeq, a predicted model, not a curated record